AAGGCACCCACUGUCAGAGGAAACAGCGGUAGCUGCCCAUUGAUGGAAGGGCUGUCCCUUUGCUCUGAAGGAGGACAUGCUGAAACACCUUUUUAAUACACCUUCCAUUCUGAGCUUCAGAAAAGAUUAACAUGAACAAUAGCAGAGAUAAACUUGAGGUGAUUGUUUUCUUGGUUGUGCUGCCCUGGAGUUAGCUGCAGAGCUGACCGCUGGAAAGGCACAGUGCAGGAAAACACUCCUGUACUGCAGUACUGUUAUUUCACACUUGCCUAACCAUCUAAGAUGUAUCUCAGCUGAGUGAAGAUUGCAAGAUUCUGAGAUGAUUUGACCUGUGAUGGAGGAAUGCUUCUGGGAAACUGCUGGAGGAUUUCAGCACAGUGGUGUCUCUGCCCUUACUGAUCUGUGUUGAAGUGCAAAAUGAACCACACUUGGACAUACAACCUGAGCUUUGGUGCAUCUACAGAUCCUGUUGAGCCAAGGGCUGGCCUUGCACGAAGUGGGCACAUAGUAGUAGCUGUUUUUCUUGGGUUCAUCUUUGUUUUUGGUUUCUUCAAUAACUUGAUUGUCCUCAUCCUCUUCUGCAAGUUUAAAACCCUCCGUAACCCAGUCAACAUGCUUCUGAUGAAUAUCAGUAUCAGUGAUAUGUUGGUGUGCAUCUCUGGCACUACCCUUAGUUUUGCAUCUAACAUACAUGGCAAAUGGAUUGGAGGGGAGCAUGGUUGUAGAUGGUAUGGCUUUGUCAACUCCUGCUUUGGCAUUGUGUCCCUGAUCUCCCUGGCUGUCCUGUCCUACGAACGCUACAGCACACUCACCCUGUGCAACAAGCGCAGCGCUGACUACCAGAAGGCAUUGCUUGCAGUUGGUGGUUCAUGGAUUUACUCCCUGGUCUGGACUGUGCCCCCUCUGAUUGGUUGGAGCAGUUACGGGGUAGAAGGGGCAGGUACAAGCUGUUCAGUGCGCUGGUCCUCGGAGUCAGCAAAGUCCACAUCCUAUAUCAUCUGUCUCUUCAUAUUCUGCUUGGUCAUCCCUGUGAUGGUCAUGAUGUACUGCUAUGGUCGCCUCCUUUACACUGUCAAACAGGUUGGAAAAAUCCACAAGAAUGCUGCCCGCAAAAGAGAAUACCAUGUACUGUUCAUGGUGAUCACUACAGUUAUCUGUUACCUGGUGUGUUGGAUUCCCUAUGGAGUUAUAGCAUUACUUGCAACAUUUGGUAAACCAGGUGUGGUGACUCCAGUUGCAAGCGUCAUACCUUCCAUCCUAGCAAAAAGCAGUACUGUUUGCAAUCCCAUUAUCUACAUCCUUAUGAAUAAGCAGUUUUACAAAUGCUUUCGUCAGCUUUUCCACUGCCAACCUCCUUCUGCCACUGAUGGAGAGCCCACCUGCCACUCCAAGGUAACCGUUAUCCAGCUGAAUCAGGGGACGGAUGGUGGAAAUAUAUGCAAUAAUGAACCACGUUCAGAAGCAGUAAAAUGACUUCUCUCCUGCACCCAGAGCCAAACCUGGAGCCUGGAGUUUCAAAAGCUCUACCACCAGUCUCUUAGGAAAACUGGCUCUGACUGGAAGUACAGGCCUUAACCACAGUGUGUUUCAUUUCACUGCCAUGUUUACCCAGCUAACCUUAACAUUCAUAAAGGAAGUCGCUAU
This is a messenger RNA of Pezoporus flaviventris, 1644 nucleotides long. RefSeq names its product opsin-3-like. Lineage: Eukaryota; Metazoa; Chordata; Aves; Psittaciformes; Psittacidae. Gene Ontology annotation, molecular function: G protein-coupled receptor activity. Gene Ontology annotation, biological process: visual perception; G protein-coupled receptor signaling pathway. The record is from RefSeq and is a predicted model, not a curated record. The coding region runs from base 418 to 1473 and encodes 351 amino acids. The transcript has 4 exons. Gene Ontology annotation, cellular component: photoreceptor outer segment; membrane.